This is a messenger RNA of Leguminivora glycinivorella, 923 nucleotides long. RefSeq lists its product as uncharacterized. Bases 1 to 762 code for a protein of 253 amino acids. Gene Ontology annotation, molecular function: oxidoreductase activity. The transcript has a single exon. NCBI's taxonomy places the organism in Eukaryota, Metazoa, Arthropoda, Insecta, Lepidoptera, Tortricidae. The record is from RefSeq and is a predicted model, not a curated record.
AUGAGUUUCAAUAAUAAGGUCGUCAUAGUGACGGGGGCCAGUUCGGGCAUCGGCGCUGCGACUUCGCUGAUGUUCGCCAAGGAGGGCGCCGAUGUAGCUAUCGUGGCGCGAACCCAAGCCAAGCUCGCCGCCGUCGCCAAAAACAUACAGGCGCUCGGCAGGAGAGCCCUAGUCAUACAAGCUGAUCUCUCCAAGGAAGCUGACACCGCCACCAUUAUCUCUAAAACUAUCCAGCAUUUCGGUAAGCUUGAUGUGCUCGUAAACAACGCCGGGAUGGCUUCACAGGGAUGCUUGUUAGACGGGAAGGCGCUUCAAGCCUAUGAUGAAGUGAUGAAGACCAACGUGAGAGCUGUGGUUCAACUGACCAGCCUUGCAGCGCCUUAUCUUAUCCAGACUAAAGGAAAUGUGGUCAACAUAUCUAGUGUAGCAGGACUGAUACCCAGCAAGAUGACUACGCUCAUGUUUUAUGCCGUAUCGAAGGUGGCAUUAGGGCACUUCACGCGUUGCGCUGCUUUGGAGCUAGCACCUUCAGGCGUCAGGGUGAACUCUGUUAACCCUGGGCCGGUGGAGAACCAAUUUCUAACUAACAACAAGCUUAAUGUCUCCGAUGAAUUAAAGAGUAAUCUGUCAGACUAUACUGCGUUGGGUUAUAUAGCUAAAGACGACGAGAUCGGACGCGUUAUUUUAUUCUUGGCGAGUGACAAGGCAAGGAGCAUCACUGGUUCAACAUAUGUAAUUGAUAAUGGUUGUCUUUUAAAAUGAAUGAUUUAAUAGGGAACAUUUUGUUUAUGAACACUUUAUUAUAACCAAAUUGUAAUAAGUAAUUUAGGUUAAUAGAUCUUUAUUUUCUCAAAGAAGUUAUACAUUUCACUUUAGAGAAAUAUAACUAAAACAGAAAUAAAAUGUUUAUUAGAACAAUAAAU